GGUUCGCUGGGGAGGAAACUCCUCGUUCAACAUGAGACCGAAGAGCAGCCGCCACUGAGACGAGAGACAGACAUGGACAAACAGAAAGUGCUGGCCAAGCUGAUCUGGGACCUGCAGUCCUUCCUGUCUGUUCUGGACUCAGAGAACCUGAGUUAUAUCGCUCAGGCUCAGAAGAAAUCCAUCUCAGAGCUGCUGUCCAAACUGCAGACAAACGACACUCCUGUGGAAGAUGCUGAGUACAUGAUCAUGAGCUGUCCAUCACUGUCUCCUAGCAACGAGCAGAUAGACACACCUGGGACAGAAGGUGUCCAGUCCUCUGAGCUGGUCUUAAAGCAGGACUCAUCUGUGUGGCUGAGAAAAGGGGGCCCUCUAGUCCCACCCCUCCCUCCAGGAGGUCUGGGAAGUGAUGAUGAUGAAGAUACCUACGAGGAGGCAGAACCCUACGUAGCGGACACAACCAUGUCAAACACUGAGAAGGCGGAGUCAGACAGCAGUCAUUACGAGUCAUACGGGGAGGAUGAUGAUGAGGAGGAGGAGGAGCCUGUGAAGGACAGAGCUCACUACAUCCAAUGGAGCGCCUCCCAGCCCUGCCUGAGACCCGCCCCCGAGUCGCGCCUCUGUGGCUACCUGUGGAGGAGGAAGUGGCUCGGCCAGUGGACCAAACAGCUGUUCAUCAUCAGGAAGGACGUGCUGCUGUGUUAUAAGUGUGCUCAGGACCUGCUGCCUCAGCUGGAGUUCAGCCUUCGUGGCUGUCAGCUCGUCUACAAGUCAAAGUGCAACAGGAAGAUCCAGCACCAGCUCAAACUGGUGCUACUGGGCUCAGAGACACUGGUGCUGGGAUACAGCAGCUUCCAGCAGGCUGAUGAGUGGAAGAGGGUGAUUGAGGAGGUGAGUGUUGGAGGUGAUGUGGAGACUCAGAGCUCGUUGUCUCUGAUCAGAUCAGAUCAGCUGCUGUCCUGCCGGUCCAGCACAGUCCAGACUGACUCUGAGGAGGAGAGACCUUCAGCUCGCUGCAGCCUCCACAAAGACAAAGGUUACCUGAACGUGCUGAUGAACUGUCAGUGGCAGAGUUUACUGUGUCGGGUGGAGGCCGGUCUACUCAACAUGUUCGGAGAGGAGACGGAGGAGGAGGAGGGAGGGGAGGUGAAGAGGGAGCGGUCACCUCAGUACACCGUCCAGCUCAGAGGAUGUGAGGUCAGAGCCGGACCCGACACCGACCGCUCCUACAGGAUCACACUGAGCAUGCUUGGUGACCAGGUGGCUGUGCUGGAGGUCAGCAGUUCAGAUGAAAAGGAGCGAUGGUUAAAGCUGCUGCAGGACGGAGCUGCCAAUCACAGUCACCAUGACAACAAGACACAGGAGCACACAGGUGGAGCUCUCAGUGGGCUGCAGAUUCGAAAGUUCCCCACCUCCAACACCUACAUGGACGACCCCUUUCAUUUGAGUGUAACAGGCCGAGGCCAGCCCAUCUACUCCAACACCUCCGUACUGGAGCACAUGCUCCACAGCUCUCAGGAUUCAGUUCGCUGCAGCUCGGUGUCGUCCAAAGACUCGGUGACCUACAGCAACACCGUGUUCACCAAACACAACAGCAAGUUGGCGGAAGUGGAACGAGGCGUUCAGAAGCUGGAGCUGACCGGGAAGAGGACGGUGCAGCUGAGGGCGGGCUCAGAGAUCAACCUGGCGUCUGCUGGGAAGCAAAACAAACGCACCUCCUUUAGACAGUCACUUGCUGUCUGCACUGAGCGCGCUCAGGCGGGUUUCCUGAACCCUCUGCUGCGACGGACGGCCUCAGCUAAGAACUCUCUGAGACGAGCUCCCUCAACGCUGUUCAUCGAGCAUGGAAAGGUUUUCCAGAGGAGGAAGGAGUGGGAAACCAAAGCUGCAGCUUGAGAGCAGCCGUCCCAUCGCCACGUCCUAUCAGCGACCCACAGUCCCCUCACCUGAAGACACACCUGAAGAUCCACCGUGGUUUUCUUUUAACAUGACAGACCAUGAUCACUGUUCUGCUUUAAGUUCGCUGUUCUAAACGCUCGAUAUACGAUCACCUAAAUCAGAUGAACCUGAAGAGCCGCUGAUGAGUUCCUGCUUUUCAGAGGGUGAAGUUUUGUGUUCCGGUCUACGUCAGAUUAUCAGAUUAUGUCGGAUUAGUGCCGAGCGAUGACCACACAUCAACAAACAUGUCACCGAAAAGAAGAGAACCCAGAACCAAGAGCACGCCUGAUUCUGGACUUCAUCCACAUCUCUAAAGUUUUCUCAGCCGUUUGCUCUACAGCUCAAACUGCAGACCGAACACAUCAAAGCGCUCACUUCCUUUAUUAACCUUUCUUGUUAAUCACUAAUCUGGGUUAAAUUUUAUCCAAUCGAAGGUUUGUUGGCCUUCCUGUUGGUGCUUCGCAGCGGAUAAACAUGAAAACCUGCUGAUUGUAGACCUGCAGCUGUGUGAAGGAUCCUGCACGAGCACAGUUUGUUUCAGUCGGUUAUUUCUGUCGUGUUUAAUCCCUCAAACUCUCUCUGAUGUAACUGAGUGUUAUUUCCACUGGUGCAGGAAGUAUUCAGAGCCUUUACUAAACCACACUGUGAAAAUACUCCACUACAAGUCCUGCAUCCAAACCUGACUGAAGUAAAAGUAUGUGAGUAUUAUUAAAGUACUCACAGUCAGAGUGUUGUUGUUUCCUGUCAGUGUUUCUCAUCAUCUCUGAUGUUUGUGGAUUAAUAUUCCUGCUGUAGAUGUUUCAGGUUGAGCUCAUCUGAACUUCUUUAUAUCCUGUUGGCUGGUUUAAUCUACAG
This is a messenger RNA of Chelmon rostratus (copperband butterflyfish), 2790 nucleotides long. RefSeq names its product actin filament-associated protein 1-like 2. Gene Ontology annotation, cellular component: cytosol. The record is from RefSeq and is a predicted model, not a curated record. Gene Ontology annotation, biological process: inflammatory response; regulation of interleukin-6 production; positive regulation of DNA-templated transcription. NCBI's taxonomy places the organism in Eukaryota, Metazoa, Chordata, Actinopteri, Chaetodontiformes, Chaetodontidae. Gene Ontology annotation, molecular function: SH2 domain binding; SH3 domain binding. Bases 73 to 1893 code for a protein of 606 amino acids. The transcript has 16 exons.